Molecule: messenger RNA, 2352 nt
Organism: Otolemur garnettii (small-eared galago)
Lineage: Eukaryota; Metazoa; Chordata; Mammalia; Primates; Galagidae
Gene: ADAM30
Product: ADAM metallopeptidase domain 30
Exons: 1
Coding region: 1-2352 (783 amino acids)
Biological process (GO): male gonad development; proteolysis
Cellular component (GO): external side of plasma membrane; plasma membrane; sperm head plasma membrane
Molecular function (GO): metalloendopeptidase activity
Source: RefSeq, a predicted model, not a curated record
AUGAGGUCAGCGCGGGUCUUACUCUUCCCAGGCUGCUCUCUCCCCGCGCUGGUUCUGGUGGUGUUCGUUGUUGACUCUCUUGGUGAAGACAUGAUUUUUCACCCCGAGGAUAUAAUUUUUCACCCGGAAUGGGGGUUUGACUCCUACGAAGUCACCAUCCCCUUGAAGCUCACCUUCCGGAGAGAGGGGCAGGAUGUGACCGGUCCUGUGUCAUAUCUCCUGCAGUUAAAUGGCAAGAAGCAUGUCCUCAACUUGUGGCCCAAGAGGUUUCUGUUGCCCCGGCACCUGAGCGUUUUCUCCUUCACAGAAGAAGGGAAACUGCUGGAGGAUCACCCUCAUAUACUCAGGGACUGCAGCUACACGGGCUCUGUGGAGGGCUUUCUGGACUCCGAAGCUACUCUAAGCACGUGCAUGGGUGGUCUCCGAGGUGUGUUAUACCUUGAGGCCAAACAUUACCAAAUUGAGCCCCUGAAGUCCUCUUCCAGUUUUGAGCACGUGGUCUAUCUCCUGAAGAAAGAACAGUUUAGUGAUCAUAUAUGUGGCUUAACUACCGGGAAAGUGGAAGGGCGGUUGGACAAUGUGCAUUCCAUGACUCAUCUAAGGGACUAUGCUGGGACCUAUGUACACCCCAAAUAUUUAGAAUUGGUCCUGCUCUUUGAUAAAAGUAGAUAUAUGUUUGUGAAUGGCAAUCUUUCUCAAGUCAUAAAUGAUGCCAUUCUUUUGGCAGCGAUUAUGGACACUUACUUUCAAGAUGUCCAUAUGAGGAUACAUCUAAAAGCUCUCGAAGUGUGGACAGAUUUUAACAGAAUAUAUCUUGUAUAUUCGGACUUAGCCGAUGUCGUAAACAGACUUGCACUGUAUAGAAGAAGUGUGCUAGAUGAUCGGCUUCCAUCUGAUUGGGCACAUUUGUAUGUUCACAAAAAAUACAAAGAUGCCUAUGCAGCGUUCAAUGGAACCGUGUGUUCUGAAAAUCUGGGGGCGUCAGCAAGUAGUUUACUAGAGGCAAAUAUCCUUGCCCCUGCCACCUGGUCUUCUCAUGAACUGGGCCAUGCUGUGGGAAUGGCACAUGAUGAAGAGUACUGCCAAUGUAAGGGUAGGCUUAAUUGCAUCAUGGGCAGAGGACGCACUGGGUUUAGUAAUUGUAGUUAUAUCUCUUUUUUUAAAUAUAUACACACAGAAGCAAACUGUCUAAAUAAUAUCCCAGGAAUGGGUUAUGUGGUUAAGAGAUGUGGAAACAAAAUUGUGGAAGAAAAUGAGGAAUGUGACUGUGGUUCCAAAGAAGACUGUGAGGAAAACGAUUGUUGCCUUGCAAAUUGUACAUUGAAACAAGGCGCCAACUGUAGCACUGGACUCUGCUGUCAUGAAUGUCGCUUUCGUCCCUCUGGAUACGUGUGCAGGCAGGAAAAAAAUGAAUGUGACCUUGCCGAGUACUGUGAUGGUAAUUCCAGUUAUUGCCCGAGGGACUUUUAUAAGCAAGAUGGAACCCCAUGCAAGUAUGAGGGUCGUUGUUUCCGUAAGGGGUGCCGAUCCAGAUAUAUGCAGUGCCAAAGCAUCUUUGGACCUGAUGCCAGGGAGGCUCCUCAUCAGUGCUAUGAUGCAGUUAAUUUAAUAGGUGAUCAGUAUGGUAACUGUGCCAUCACGGGAGUUGGAAGCUACAAAAAGUGCGACAAGGAAAAUUCAAUGUGUGGCAGGCUACAGUGUAUAAAUGUCAAAACCAUCCCUGAUUUGCCAGAUCAUACUACUAUAAUCUCUACUCAUCUGCAGGCAGAAAAUCUCCUGUGCUGGGGCAUUGGCUAUCAUCUAGCCAUGAGACCCUUAGGAAUACCUGACAUAGGUGUGAUAAAUGAUGGGACCUCAUGUGGUGAGAACCGGGUAUGUUACAACAAAAAUUGCAUCAACAGCUCAGCUUUGAACUUUGACUGCGUGCCUGAGAAGUGCAGUGCCCGAGGUGUUUGCAACAAUAGAAAAAACUGCCACUGCAUGUAUGGCUGGGCCCCUCCGUUCUGUGAGGAGGAGGGGUAUGGAGGAAGUAUCGACAGUGGACCUCCUGGACCACUAAGAGUAGAUGUGCCCACAUCAGUCCACGUUGUGUUUAUCAUGAUAUUGCGCCUUCUUUUAUUAGUCAUCUCAGUGAUUUUUGUGUAUUUCCGUCAAGUGAUAGGAGAGACUUUAAUGCCCAAACAACAAGAAAUAUCACCAGAUCAACGACCCAACAUAAAAACUCAACGUAAAGAGUCUGAAAAAUCUGUAGGGCCUAAAGCAACCCCUGAAGGGUCUAAAGUGACCCCUGAAGGGCCUAUAGUGACCCCUGAAGGCAAAGCACCCAAAGCAAAGAGUGUCAAGAGAAAGUAA